Molecule: messenger RNA, 1412 nt
Organism: Halichondria panicea
Lineage: Eukaryota; Metazoa; Porifera; Demospongiae; Suberitida; Halichondriidae
Product: ADP-ribosyl-[dinitrogen reductase] glycohydrolase-like
Exons: 9
Coding region: 46-1266 (406 amino acids)
Source: RefSeq, a predicted model, not a curated record
ACUCAGCAUGCUGAAUCACUCUGGAAUCACUAUUAUCAUAAUGCAAUGGAGGCCAGCAGUGAAGACCCUGUGAUGGAACAACAAGUAAAUGAGGACUCGUGUCCUACAGUCCAUGAGACGACCAGUCCAGAGCAGCCUGAGGCAGGAGAUGUAUCUGUGGGUGAGCCUGGAGGGCCUGCAGAAGAGGCUGUCAAGUUGAAGGAGGGAGACACUGCUGGAGGGAGUGUCAAGUACCAGCCAAACUGGUCGACUUUGUCUAAGGAGGACAUUGUUGAUAAAGUGAAGGGUGUCAUCUACGGGCAAGCCAUUGGAGAUGCUCUAGGUCUGGCUACUGAGUUCAUGACCAAAGAGAUGGCUAAAGGUGUGUAUGGGAAGAAAGGACCUUCAGGCUAUUCAGACAUUCAUCAAGACUUCCACAGAUCAAGGUGGGACAAGGGAGAUUGGACUGACGAUACUGAUCAGAUGUUGCUCAUCUUGCAAAUGAUUCUUGAUCGUAAUGGAGGUGUGGACAAAUUGGACUUUGCCAAGAGAAUCCAGAACUGGAGGAGUCAUGGAUUCUCAGAGUUUGGAGAUCUUGGUGGAAUGGGAAUCGGGAUGACUGUCAGUCGCACACUGUCCCAUUCCCAGUUCCUCACCGACCCUCACGCUGCUGCCAUUGAUGUCUGGGAGAGAUCCGGGAAGUACCUCGCUGCGAAUGGAGCCAUCAUGAGAACUAGCAUUCUAGGUGUAGCCAACUUUAAUGAUCUUGAGAGGGUGGUGGCUAACACUGUUGAGAUAUGCAAGGUCACACAUGCUGACCCGCGGUGUGCAGCCAGCUGUGUGUCUACCACCAUUGCCAUAGCCCUGAUGUUGCAGGGGAAAUUCAACCCCAACAACAAAAAUCAGCUAUCUGCACUUGUGAAAUCUUCCAUGGAAGAAGGUGAGAAAACUUUGGAGCACUCGGAUCAGAAGGUGGAGCUGAAGGAUCACAUGACGGCUUCGUCUCUGGACAAGCUCAAGUUGUAUGACCAGAAAACCAUGGGGUACACGUUUAAAGCAUUGGGAGCAGGCUUCUUUUCAUUAAGGAACAGUAAGGACUUCAGGGAGAUGUUACUGAAGGUCAUCAUGGAGGGUGGAGAUGCAGACAGCAAUGGCGCCGUGUGUGGGGCUCUCAUGGGCUGCAAGUUUGGAUUUAAAGCUCUGCCCCAAGACCUCCUUGCCUUCACGCACAGGGACUGGCUGGACACACAGGUGGACAAGUUCCUAGCGACCAUAGGACUUAACUAGUUUCUAAACUCAACCAUCAAAAUGUUUAUUAGUUGUAUUUUUCUGUUUUGUGUUUCUUAACUCAUAAUAAUGGUGUUCACUAGAUAACAUUGUUCUGAAAGUGUUUUUUAACUUCAUUAUUAUAAUAAUGCAUAAUUAUGACAUAA